Gigantopelta aegis is the source of this 477-nucleotide messenger RNA. RefSeq names its product ubiquitin-conjugating enzyme E2 G1-like. The record is from RefSeq and is a predicted model, not a curated record. Gene Ontology annotation, molecular function: ubiquitin conjugating enzyme activity. Gene Ontology annotation, biological process: proteasome-mediated ubiquitin-dependent protein catabolic process; protein polyubiquitination. The transcript is spliced from 5 exons. The coding region runs from base 1 to 477 and encodes 158 amino acids. Lineage: Eukaryota; Metazoa; Mollusca; Gastropoda; Neomphalida; Peltospiridae.
AUGGCUACUCAAAUGGAUCAAGGAGCAUUAUUGCUGAAGAAACAAUUAAUAGAUUUACAGAAAACACCAGUUGAUGGGUUUUCAGCUGGUCUUAUUGAUGAUGAUGAUUUAUAUAGUUGGGAAGUCAUGAUCAUUGGACCAGCAGAUACUUUCUAUGAAGGUGGAUUUUUUAAAGCUCAUCUUUUGUUCCCAAAAGAAUAUCCUCAAAACCCUCCAAAAAUGAAGUUUAUUAGUGAAAUGUGGCAUCCUAACAUUGAUAAGAAUGGCGAUGUCUGUAUAUCAAUAUUACAUGAUCCUGGUGAAGAUAAGUGGGGCUAUGAGCGACCUGAAGAAAGAUGGUUACCUGUUCAUACUGUAGAAACUAUUAUAAUGAGUGUUAUCUCCAUGUUAGCUGACCCUAAUGAUGAAAGUCCUGCUAAUGUAGAUGCUGGAAAAGAAUGGCGGAAUGAUUACGAAGGUACUUUUAGAAAAAAGUAA